AUAGGCCUCAAGGCUACAAAUACAAAGAUAUAUAUAGCAUCAAGAGAAGAAAUAGUUUGAUAUCCUUGUACAUAUAGGACAUUUUACAGCUGUGUGUAGGUAAUGACUCUCCCUGCGGCGGAUUAGCUUCGCUCCUGUCGUGCUGAGGAGGAGGAGGAUACAGUUCAUGGUGAUCUUGUAGUGUUUGAAGUUCAUUCUGCAUGACACAAAUAGCAGGAACAGUCACGCUACUCCCAGAUACAGUUCCGUGUAUGUAAAGGACUACUUCAGAUUUCCCUAAUAGCGUGUCAUUAUGGACUUGUGAUUUCUGCUUGCACUUCAGAAUGAUUCAGAAUAAAUCACCGUACUACAGUCGUCAUUUUUGCGAUGAUGACAAUGGAGAUGCCCAGGAGCACUGAUGGUGCCACCGCUGCAAAUCAAUUCUGUGCCCCACCCUGAGGUGAUGAUAGACUCUUCUAUCCUCAACCCCCUUAUGCCCUCAUAUGCUGAAGCCCAUUUUUCAUGGACGGACUUAUUCUGCAAUGACUUGUAUACCGCAUAUAGAGAUCCAUCACCAGAUGUCCUUUCCCAGUGGUCAUCCCUGCCCCCAGAACAUUGGUCGAAGCACCAUGUGUUUGAAUGGCUUCAGUACUGCUGUGACAACCACAAGCUGGACGCCACCUGUAUUCCAUUCUCGCGGUUCAACGUGACCGGCAUGGAGCUCUGCAACAUGACCAAAGAAGACUUCACCGAGUCGGCGGGAGCGUGUGGUCAUUUCCUCUACAGUCUUCUGCAAGAAAUUCGAACACACGGCAUUCCAUUACUUUCCGGCAGAGAGGAAGCGCCACCAUCACAAAGUACUGACCGUGACGACAAAGUAUAUCUGAAAUCAGAACCAGUGAAGAGACACAGACAGCCCAACCAGCAUCGACCUGGCAUACACAGUUCUCAUUUGUGGGAAUUUGUCCGUGAUCUUCUCCUGUCACCGGAGGAAAAUGAUGGCAUCUUAGACUGGGAGGAUCAGGAGCAAGGAAUUUUCCGUGUGGUAAAGUCUGAGGCUUUGGCGCGCAUGUGGGGUCAGAAGAAACGCAAUGACAGGAUGAAUUAUGAAAAGCUUAGUAGGGCUUUAAGGCACUACUAUAAGACCGGGAUCCUAGAGCGAGUAGAUAAGCGGCUGGUCUACAAGUUUGGCAAGAAUGCCUAUGGGUGGCACCGCCCCGUAACGUACUGAAUGAGCCAUCUGCUGGUCGCCCUGGGGCAGUUCUUGUAGAUUCCAUGAAUCAAUGUUCAACUUUACUGGCAGAGAAUUCGUGCUCUCUAUGUGCGGAACGCAAAGUCAUUCCAGAAUCUGAAUCACGAAGUGAGUCAAUCAGUAUUAACCCAAUUACUUAAAGUAAUCACCUGCCAGGCAAAUGGGUAAAGACUGACUGCUCGAAACGGGGUCACCCUUUAAAAAUGCAUAGGACUCUCGCAUUAACAGUGCUAGGCUAAAAAAAUUAUAGGGGUCAAACAGAUUGGAUCCAUGAAUAUCUGGUUGGUAGUGGUUAACCAUUAUAACUUCACCAUUCCCAAGAACUGUGGUCUCCAAACUGUGGAGUGCCAGGUGCUGCAAAAUUACAAUUUCCAGCAUGUCCGGACAGCCGUUGGCUGUCCGGACAUGCUGGAAGUUGUAGUUUUGCAACACCUGGAGCUUCACAGUUUGGAGACCAAUGCCCUAGAACAUGGAAUCCAAUCUUUGGUGGAGAAAUGGCCAUACGUGUGUGGUCAACCUCUAUUAUAGUGGGUGGUGACCAUCUAAGCACUUCCUCAACCAUCCACAAUAACGGCCACCGUACUGUUGGGAGUGGCUUGCUGGAAGUUGUAGUUUUGCACCUCCUGGAGCUCCACAGUUUGGAGACCAAUGCCCUGGAACAUUGGAUCCAAUAUUUGGUGGAAAAGUGGCCAUACACGUGUGGUCAACCUCUAUUAUAGUGGGUGGUGACCAUCUAAAGCACUUACUCAACCAUUCACUAUUACUCAACCAUUCACUAUAAUGGUCACCGUCCUUCUGGGAGUGACUUGCUGGAAGUUGUAGCUUUGCACCUCCUGUAGCUCCACAGUUUGGAGACCACUGCCCUAGAACAUUGGAUCCAAUCUUUGGUGGAAAAGUGGCCAUAGAUGUGUGGUCAACCUCUAUCAUAGUGGUUGGUGACCAUAUAAGCACUUACUCAACCAUUCACUAUAACGGCCACUAUCCUGCUGGGAGUGACUUGCUGAAAGUUGUAGUUUUGCACCUGCUGGAGCUCCACAGUUCGGAGACCAAUGCCCUAGAACAUGGAAUCCAAUCUUUGGUGGAAAAGUGGCCAUAGAUGUGUGGUCAACCUCUAUCAUAGUGGGUGGUGGUGACCAUCUAAGCACUUACUCAACCAUUCACAAUAAUGGCCACCAUUCUGCUCGGAGUAAAGGGCCAUACACCCCUACUUCUAGAACCCAUGAAGGAACCCAACACCCAUCUCAUUCAUGUCGUAAAACCUCCUAGAUGUUGAGUGCCUUAAUUCAGACAUAUUGGUAGGGUUGUGUGCAUGAACUGCUGGUUUCAGGUCUUGCCACAGACUAGCCCAAUAAAAGACCUCUUGGACUUUUUCCUGGUGCCUUCGACUGCACCCAUCUAGUAGACAACACCUUCAAGAUUAGAAAAAUAUGGCUGCUUUCUUACAGCGCUACACCUGCCCGUAGGUUGUUGGCGGUAUUGCAGCUCAGGUCCUUCUUGAAGUGAAUGAGACCGAUCUGCAAUGCCAUGCACAACCUGUAAACAGGGGUGGCACUGUGAUAUUGUAUUAAGUCCUAUGUCGGUACAGACACCCUUCAACAUCCCUGGCUAAAUAAUUGUGUCGGGGAGUCGAAAGAUUCCAUUCCUCCUAGAAAUUCCUGCUGAACAAGUGACAGCCAUCUUUUUUUUACCCUUACUUUAGUAGUAGAACUGCUGGGGACUUGCAUAAAAUGCUACAUGGCACCGAUCCUCGUGCUGAAUAGUGUGUUUUGUAUCCAGUCUCCAUAGCGCCACAUACUGGCCUAAGGCUUCCAAGCCUAGCCAGUGGGCCAAAUAUACUCAGACUGUUUCCAAGUAACCAGUUGCGUUGACUCCAUAUUAAUUCAUUAAAGGGGUACUCCAUAUGAAUUUAGUUUUUUACUUCAAUCAACUGGUGCCAGAAAGUUAUACAGACCUGUAAAUUACUUCUAUUUAAUAAUCUUAAUCCUUCCAGUACUUAUAAGCUGCUGUAUGCUCCAGGGGAAGUUGUGUAGUUCUUUCCAGUCUGACUAGAGUGCUCUCU
Hyla sarda is the source of this 3290-nucleotide messenger RNA. It is a transcript of the gene ELF5, whose product is annotated as E74 like ETS transcription factor 5. Lineage: Eukaryota; Metazoa; Chordata; Amphibia; Anura; Hylidae. The transcript is spliced from 10 exons. Gene Ontology annotation, biological process: cell differentiation; regulation of transcription by RNA polymerase II. The coding region runs from base 398 to 1210 and encodes 270 amino acids. Gene Ontology annotation, cellular component: nucleus. Gene Ontology annotation, molecular function: sequence-specific DNA binding; DNA-binding transcription factor activity, RNA polymerase II-specific. The record is from RefSeq and is a predicted model, not a curated record.